CCCAGGGCCGGGUCAAGCGCCCGGCAGCCCGAGGCCGGCGUGGACUCUGCCCCUGGCCGGGCUGCUCCGCGCGCUGGCAUGGAGCGCAUCGAGGGGGCGGCGGUGGGCCGCUGCGCAGCCUCGCCCUACCUGCGGCCGCUCACGCUGCACUACCGCCAGAAUGGCACUCAGAAGUCAUGGGACUUCAUGAAGACACAUGACAGUGUGGCCAUUAUCAUGUUCAACUCUUCCCAGCAGAGCCUGGUGUUGGUGAAGCAGUUCCGGCCAGCUGUGUAUGUGGGCGAGGUGGAGCGCCACUUCCCAGGGUCCCUGGCAGCGGUGGACCACGACGGAGCCCGGGAGCUGCCUGUGGCUCUGCCUGGCUCAGCGGGGGUCACGUAUGAGCUGUGUGCGGGCCUCGUGGACCAGCCUGGGCUGUCGCUGGAGGAAGUGGCCUGCGCAGAGGCUUGGGAGGAGUGCGGCUACCGCCUGUCUCCCUCCGAGCUGCGCCGGGUCGCCACCUACAAGACGAGACGUUAGGGUGAAGCCUGCCCACGUGCUGCCCCUUGGAUGCCCUCACAGGUCCCUGAGCCUGGUAAAACGUGGGAGCAGGAGGACAGCCCCCUGCACGGCACUGAGCAUGGCGCCCCGCAGCCUUCUUUCCAGGGGCAGGUGCCUGUGCCCUCGGGGAGGGGGCCGGUGGGGAGCUCUGCUUCGCAGCCUGGUGCAGGGGGGUCUCUCAGUGCUGGGUCCAGGCCCUGUGCCUCAGCUGCCCAAGGGCUUUGUCAGGGUAGCUCCCUGGGCUGGGGGCUGGGGGGCUGGGGCCGAUCUCCAGGCCAAGGAAGGGACGGAGCCAGGGCUUGGAGCCCCCACGUGUGCCACUGGCUGCCAAGUGGUUGAGCUUGGUGGUCUGAGGGCCAGGCCUGCUGUCCACAGGUAUCCUUGCUGCUGGUGGCCAGAGCACGGGGCUGGUGGGGUGGGGGACCCGUGGAGGAGCGGCUUUCCCCCGCCUUUCCUCAAGCAGGGUCUCGAGGCUCUAGCCUGAUCUCAAGGGUGCUGGGGAGCCCAGGAGGACUCUGGGCAGCAAACAGCCUGGGAAGACUUGCAUUUUGCAGACAAGGUGUGCCUGUGGGAGGUAGGGCUGAAGGGGCUGGAGUAGAGGUCGGGGCAGGCGUCCCUGGGGGCAGGACAGACAGCAGAUGCUUCCUCUCGGAGCCAAGGAGAGCCGGGGGCUCCCCUGCCCGUCACAGGGGACAAGGCCCAGGCAUUCCUCCGUGAUCGCCCAGUGGAGGGCGGGGCUGGGUGUGUUCUUCUUGCCCCGGGUCGGCGUCUGUACCGGUCUCCUGCACGGGCCGGCGGAAGCUGUGCCUGGAAGCCCCACAGACUGGUGCUUCCGUCAAAGGUGCAGGCCGCAGCCCCUGCCGGAAACCGGCCAUCAGGAGGGACCGUGUCAGCGGGUGAGGCCCGACUGGUUGGGGUGCCCCCUCCUGGGCAGGGGGGCGCAGAAGCCCCCCUGCGUGCUGGGCCGCCAGCGGGAGCAGCCCCCACCCUGCAGGUCUCUGGGCGGCCUCAGACACCCUCGGGUC
Mustela lutreola (European mink) is the source of this 1565-nucleotide messenger RNA. RefSeq names its product nudix hydrolase 14 (gene NUDT14). Lineage: Eukaryota; Metazoa; Chordata; Mammalia; Carnivora; Mustelidae. The record is from RefSeq and is a predicted model, not a curated record. The transcript has 5 exons. Bases 79 to 519 code for a protein of 146 amino acids. Gene Ontology annotation, molecular function: UDP-sugar diphosphatase activity; metal ion binding. Gene Ontology annotation, biological process: nucleoside phosphate metabolic process; ribose phosphate metabolic process.